Molecule: messenger RNA, 1115 nt
Organism: Benincasa hispida (wax gourd)
Lineage: Eukaryota; Viridiplantae; Streptophyta; Magnoliopsida; Cucurbitales; Cucurbitaceae
Product: NEDD8-specific protease 1
Biological process (GO): proteolysis; protein deneddylation
Molecular function (GO): deNEDDylase activity; cysteine-type peptidase activity
Source: RefSeq, a predicted model, not a curated record
GCACGUGGGAACCGACCUCUCCCAUCCAAACUGCUUUGGAACUUUCGAGGUAAUAUAAAAGCUUCUGUAUAAUAUAUCGAAGUUUGUAGCAAAAAACUUCACUAAAGGCUCGGAUCGGUUUCGGAUUCAGAAAUCUUCGGAGGCCUCUCAGGAUUGAUUACCUGAUCUGAAAUGGGGAAGUCUGAAGGAGACGAGAAAAUCUUAAGUUACAACGAUGUUGUACUCCGAAAAUCCGAUUUGGACAUCCUUGGCGGUCCAUAUUAUCUGAAUGAUCGAAUCCCCGAAUUCUAUUUCAGCUAUCUAAGCACAACCCAUCCUUCCAAGGAUAUUCUUCUAUCUCCACCUUCAAUUGCUUUCUGGAUAAUGAACUGCCCCGAUGCCGAGAGUCUCGACGAUUUCCUAAAACCUCUCAAUCUUUGUGACAAGAAGCUUGUAAUCUUCCCCGUCAAUGACAACAAUGACGUUAGUAAAGCUGAAGGUGGAAACCACUGGAGUCUUCUUGCAUUCUACAGAGAAGCGAACGUAUUUGUCCAUCAUGAUAGCCACAAAGGGAUGAACAAGUACCAUGCCAAGCGACUUUACAGAGCUGUGGCUAGAUUUAUGAGUGCUGACUCGAAUUCAACGUCGAAUCCAAGUUAUCUGGAAUGUGUAGAGUCUCCGCAGCAAGUAAAUGGAUAUGAUUGUGGUGUGUAUGUUAUAGCUAUAGCAAGAACCAUAUGCAGGUGGUAUGAGCAAAGGAAAGAAGUUGAUAGAGAUGGGUUGUGGUUUUCAGCGGUGGUGAAGGAGGUUAGUCCAUCAUUUGUUACCAAUAUGCGUAGCGAAAUAUUGGGGCUAAUAAGAAGUUUAAUGGCUGUGAAGGAAUAUCAACCGGCUUCUAAAUAACACAUUGUUCAUUGUGUUAUUGUUAAUUUUUGCUUACGGUUCCAUUUUAGUGCUGGAUUUGUGUUGCUAAUGGAGACAAUGGGUUUAGUUUGAAAUGAUCGACUCAGUCUCAAUUGCUUCGAGGAUAAAAAAUCCUUUCUAGCUCUUUCUAGUUCCUCAUGUCCCAGAGAAAAAGGGGUCGAAAUUCGGAUAAAACCCAUUUUUUGAGUAAACGUGAAUUUUUUUUACUCUCC